AUGGGGGGCGAGCGCGAGCUGGAGCGGCAGCGCUGCUGCUGCCAGCGGCGCUCCGCCUUCGGCAGCCUAUACGGCCGGCCUCGAGCCGCCACGCCGCUGCAGCCCCCGCCGCGGGCGGCACGCCCGUUGGCCAUCCCGUCUGCCAGGGUCUGGAAGGUGACGCCAGUGGAGAAGGUGAUCACCCUCCUCGAGGACCUCGAGGCGGAGGUGAAGGAAGAGGGCACAAAGGAAGCGGGUACCUACGACGAGUACGCCUGCUUCUGUAAGACCACCACGGAGACCAAGUCCGACUCCAUCAUGAACGGUCAAGACACUAUUGACACCCUCUCCGCCGGCAUCGCCGAGGACACGGCCACCGUGGCAGGGAAGAAGACGGAGCUGCAGGCGAAGAAAAAGGAGAUCGAGGAGAGGUUGUCCACCGAGUUCGACAGUAUUGUUGCCUCGUGUCUGAAGGAGGCCGCCGAGUUCGAGGCUGAGAUGGCGGACCUUACCAAGGCCUGCAACUCCCUGGACAAGGCCCUGCAGGCCGUGCGAGCCUCGAAGGGCGGCGGCGCGUCGCUGCUGCAGUCCAACAGCACCCUGCGCGACGAGGUGGGCAGCACGCUGGCCAUUGCCGAGGCCAUGAGCCUCGUCGAGGCUCGGCUGGUGUCCGGCCCCAGCCAGGGGCGCCGCGUCGACCCCGACAGCCCGGAGUACAAGUUCCACUCCGACGGCAUCAUCACGCUGCUCGAGAAGCUCAAGACCGAGUUCGAUGGCAAGAAGUCGGAGACCCAGUCCGAGAUGGAGAAGGCGACGCAGAUUUGCACCGACUCCAAGGCCGAGCUGACCGGCGAGAUCGAUGGGGCGAAGGGGGAGAUCAGCAGCUUGGAGACCGACAUUGACACCCUGAAGAUGAAGAUCGCGGAGGACAGGGGCAGCCUGGUCGAGGCGGAGGACAUGCUCAAGGACGACAAGGUCUACCUGAAGGACCUCACGGCGCAGUGCGAGACCAGCGCGGCGGAGUGGGACCAGAGGUCUCAGGCACGGGGACAGGAGCUGGAGGUGCUCGCUCAGGCCCUGACGAUCAUCCGGGACGGCGGCGAGGACGGCAAGAAGAGCGUGAAGGACCUGGAGACGGACGCCGGCCUCCGCAGCGCUGGCGACGGCGCCACGACGACGGAGACAGAAGACGUAGCUAUGGCAGUCCGAGAAUUUAAGGACAACUACGGCAUGGGCGACCCCACAGGUGUCGACGCGGAGUUCGAGUUUGAGACUGAGAUCCGGUUGCGACUGCUGAGGGCAAUGGGUGGCUCUCCGCUCAAGCCCGCGCCCGUCGCCGACAGGGGGGCCACGCUCGCACUGUACGGGAACCACGACGCCAACAUCGCGGUGAGCGUGAACGGCCGGGCGCUGCGCGCCGCGCGGGACCGCUGCCCGUGCGAGGGCGGAGUUGCCUCCUAUCCCAUGCCGGCGGAGCUGCCAAACAUAGUGGAGGAGGUGUUCGCAGUGGAGCAGUGGCAGUACGUCGACCACGCGGAGGCGCACGCCUUGCUGGCGUUCCAUGCCUCGCCCUUGCGGACGGCCCUUGUCGUCGUCAGCGACGCGGAUUUCCAUAUCUUCUACGCGUCGCUCGGAGGCAUACGGCGCCUUGGGAGGCUGGACUACAGCCUGGGCGUGAUGUACAUGGUCCUGGCUGGGCUGCUGCCAGAGGUUACUGGCAAGAGCAACGAGAAGAUCUGCAAGUGGCCCGGCACUGGCAACCUCUUCGAGGAUAGCUGGAAGACCUCCGAGGGGGACCGGGACCUGUCUUCUCUGGGAUGGGCGGGGAAACUCAUGGGAUACGCCGCCACAGGGUCGCCGGACGAGGCCAUAGGCUCUGUCGUGCGGGAGGCCUAUGAGGCCUCUGGUGCGAUGCCCAAAUACGCCCCUGAGCACAUCUUCAGCUACGGCCAGGGCAAGACGCGCCUGCCACACCGCUUCUCGGAGUGUCUCCAGACGAUCUGCGCCUCCGUGGAGGGCCAGCAGGCGCUGGCGGCGUCCGUGCAGGCCGAGUUCGAGAAGAUCACGCAGCAGACCGUCCUGCAGCUCGUGGAGCACGUGGGCGUCGAGAACCUGGAUGGCGUCGUGCUCACGGGCGGCUGCGCCCUGAACGUGCUCGCCAACCAGAAGAUUCGCGACCAGCCGCUGCAGUACCUGGGCUUCCGCCUCUGGGACGAGGACAUCCUCGGAGGCCCGGAGGUGGGCACCAGCGCCAACAUCUGCGGCACGAUGGCGGAUCUGGCGGAGCUGCUGGCUGGCGGGCCCGCCUGGCAGAGGGAGGCGAACCGGACCUCGGACAAGCCCAUCAUCGCGGUGGUGCGCGGCCGCCAGGAGUUCGGGCCGCGUGCCCUGGGCCACAGGUCGCUGGUGGCCGUGCCCGACUCCCAGUCGAUGAAGGACAGGAUGAACCGCCUGAAGGUCCGGCAGUGGUACCGCCCUGUGGCGCCGAUGAUCGCGGAAGAGGCGCUGGAGGAGGUCUUCGGCGAGAAGGUGGAGUCGCCCUACAUGACCAUGGCCCCGCGCGUGCGGGAGGAGGUCCGCGAGAGGUUCCCUGCGCUCGCGCAUUUCGACGGCACCGCCAGGCAUCAGUCUGUCAGCCGGUCGGACGAGCCCUGGGUGCACGCGCUGCUGCUCGCGGUCGGCAAGCUCACGGGGCUCAUGCUGGACGAGCUCGUGGACCUGGACUUCCUGGUCAUCGAGGAUUGGAUCUUUAGGAAGCGCG
Molecule: messenger RNA, 2740 nt
Organism: Prorocentrum cordatum
Lineage: Eukaryota; Dinophyceae; Prorocentrales; Prorocentraceae
Source: the annotation of a GenBank genome assembly